AUGGACGAAUUUCUUCAAACGCCGGCAGACACACGCGGCGAGGCCAGAGGCCCCAAAAUGGCGUCUACUCCCUCCGCAUCCGGAGCUCCCUCUACCUCCACACUGGAUGGCAUCGGGGAAGAAAUCCGCACUAUUGCGGCCUCCACGGCUACCAAGGCUGACCUCCUGCUACUCACCACCACUAUACAGGAUGCCCUGCGGGCGGAAAAUGGACGGAAUCCGGACAGAAGUGGCAGCGCAGGGUGCCCGUGUUCAAGACCUGGAGCGCUCCCACGAGGCCCAAAAUGCCAGACUGGCUUCGACUGA
Molecule: messenger RNA, 306 nt
Organism: Pelobates cultripes (western spadefoot toad)
Lineage: Eukaryota; Metazoa; Chordata; Amphibia; Anura; Pelobatidae
Source: the annotation of a GenBank genome assembly